AUGGAAGAUUCGAUUACUUUAAGUGCACCUGCUAUAGAUUCAGAAAAUAUUAAAGAAUAUAAUCUAAAUUUUGCUACAGGUGAUAAGACAGUUUCACAAAUAACAUUAACUAGACAUCAAUGUAUUGAACCAAGUUUAUUAGAUUCAUUUUUAAGGACACUACGACAUCAAAGUGAUGAUACUAUUAAAGCUAAAAUUAAUAAUUAUACUCGAAGUGGAUCAACCAAUGUUGAGAAAUUGGAACUCUGUAACACUUUUGUUAAAGAAGAAUUGUAUCCGAAUUGGGAGGUCAGACAUAAAGCGAUCAAAUUUUGUGAGCAGCAGGCAAAUAAAAUGAAAAUAGAAUUAGUCGAUAAACACCUAGAUAGACCAGAUAAAAAGGAAUACAAUUUGCGACUAGAUCCAUAUGCUGAGAAGGCGGCUAAGGAAGAAUAUGAAUCACAUUUUAAAGACUUAGAUAAUGUUACCCAAUGGGUAGAGAAUAAUAAAAUGGUAGAAUCAAUUUUACAAAAUACAAGUGAUUCCAUAUUAAAACAGCGUUGCCAUGCAAACCGUGAGUAUUUGCAAAUAUUCUGGGACAAUAUAGAUAAGAUGACUGAAUAUUGA
Molecule: messenger RNA, 606 nt
Organism: Arxiozyma heterogenica
Lineage: Eukaryota; Fungi; Ascomycota; Saccharomycetes; Saccharomycetales; Saccharomycetaceae
Gene: MIX23
Product: Mix23p
Exons: 1
Coding region: 1-606 (201 amino acids)
Cellular component (GO): mitochondrial intermembrane space; mitochondrion
Source: RefSeq, a predicted model, not a curated record